Ophidiomyces ophidiicola is the source of this 1527-nucleotide messenger RNA. RefSeq lists its product as uncharacterized. The record is from RefSeq and is a predicted model, not a curated record. The coding region runs from base 1 to 1527 and encodes 508 amino acids. NCBI's taxonomy places the organism in Eukaryota, Fungi, Ascomycota, Eurotiomycetes, Onygenales, Onygenaceae. The transcript has 3 exons.
AUGAGCCACGUCAGGCCCAGCAAGCGUCGUGCAUCGAAAAAGGCCGCAAGCCCUUUUAGAAAUCCAAUGGCCGUCGUGGCCAACGCCGUCGUGGCCCGCUCGUUCGACGACAGCUCGGACGCAAAGGCCCGCCCCCGGAGCAAAAGCAUCUCGCAGACCGGCAGCGACCGCGAGAUUGCCCCCGGCCGUCGACGCGCUGCCACACGGCUGACCGAAGUCGCCGUGGCCGAGAGAGCGCCCGAUGUCUUCCAGUUCUUGGACCAAGACGACCCGGACGCCGCCGUGGUGGUGAAAGCACGCGGCGCGGCUGACCGACGGUAUACGGAGCCAGCAGCGAAGAAGCUCGCCGCCCAGCCGCAGGACCGCUCGCGGGACUCCAGUGGCUCAUACAGCUUCCGUUCGGACUCGGGCGUGUCUGUCAGAGACCCCAGUCCAGGGGCUGCGUCGUCCGCCGACGAAUAUCAACCGCCCACUCCACCGGACGUGCCCCUGAAAUGGGACCUCGCCGCGGCCCUGCGCGGGAAGAAGCCAGCUCGCAUGGCCGGCGCGUACACGACCGACACCGAGUCGCUGUUCGAGAACCAGGCCACGCCCGCUGCCUCGGUCUUCGACGUCGCCACUCCAGAGUCCUUCUACUAUGCCAAACACCUGCCCACCACGCCCACGCCGCACAAGAGACGACCCAGGCCCGACCUCCCCAGCGUCGAUACCGCCCGCGCCGUGGAGAGCGCCCGCCGCACUUCUCUCGCCAUGCUGUCGCCCCGGCGCGCGCCCGAGCAGCCGGCCGCGGAGCCGCGCCCACGCAUCUACCGCAAGUUCGACGCUCUGAACCACCGCCUGCUGCGGCAUCUCCAGGAGGAAAUCAUCCAGCUGGAAGAGGACCUGAGUACGCUGGACGAACUGGAGGCCGCCCACCAGGCGUCUCCCAACACACGUAACUCUCCGCGCCAGAAGAUGCUCGCGGCCAAGUACCACGAUCUCCAGAUCCAGGACUAUUCCGUUCUGCACUACAAGCGAACGGACCUGAUCGAGAAAGUGGCUGCGAAGACGGAGCAGUAUAACCGCGCCCUCUGCUCCUUCAACAAAGUCGUCCAAACCCUCCCCUCGCCCUCCGACGCCGACAUCGAAACCUACUCCAACGCCCUCACCACCUCCCCGUCGCCCGCCAGAGGCGACCGCCGCAUCCUCGACCACAAAUCCGACCUCGUACUCGUCGCGCCCUCGCGCCGGCCCGCCGCCGACGGCGACCCCGAUGCCGUCGCUGCCGCCCUCCUCCACCCCCAGAACCCCAUCUACUCCACCAUCGCCGCGAUCUGCGCCGCCAUCUUGUUCCCGCUUCUGGCGUUCGGCGCCAUCAGCGAGUUCUUCGGGCGCAUUGUGAUCGUGGCCAUUAUUGGGGGCAUGAUUGCCCUGUGGGCGUCGAAUGGCCCGCCCGGCCAUGAGUAUCUAAUCGACCCCCAUGACGGCUGGAAGUGUGCUGUGCUGUAUUUCGGCUUUAUGUCCAUUGCCGCGGCGAUUAUCUCAUGA